Messenger RNA from Heteronotia binoei (common prickly gecko), 2457 nucleotides. RefSeq names its product zinc finger protein 436-like. Gene Ontology annotation, biological process: negative regulation of transcription by RNA polymerase II. Lineage: Eukaryota; Metazoa; Chordata; Lepidosauria; Squamata; Gekkonidae. The transcript has 8 exons. Bases 1 to 2397 code for a protein of 798 amino acids. Gene Ontology annotation, molecular function: DNA-binding transcription repressor activity, RNA polymerase II-specific. The record is from RefSeq and is a predicted model, not a curated record.
AUGUUCCCAAAACAGAGCCUGACGCAGUUGCGGUCGUGUCUCGUGUCAGGAGAAGAGGAAGAAAGGACAAGCCGAUGCCCAGCACGACCGAAAGAAGUGUGUCUUCAUAGCCGAGUCACUCAAGGUACCUUUACCCAGCUGGAGGUGACCCAAGAGCAGGCGAAGGAGAUGGAAGAGGUCAGGCCUAUCUCAGACGUGCAUUGCCAACGCUUCCGGCAGUUCCUCUACCGAGAGGCGGAUGGGCCCCGAGAGGUUUGCAGCCAGCUCCAUCGACUCAGCAACCGCUGGCUGAAGCCAGAGAGGCGCUCCAAAAAGGAGAUCCUGGACGUGGUGGUCCUGGAGCAGUUCCUCGCCAUCCUGCCCCUGGAAGUGCAACGCUGGGUCAGAGAAUGUGGGCCAGAGAGCAGCUGCCAGGCGGUGGCCCUGGCUGAAGGCUUCCUGCUGAGUCAGGCCGAGGAGGAGAGGCCCGCAGAGCAGGUGUGGGGACCAUCCGUGGAGAGAGACGCAGCAUUCCCCGAGGCGGAAGAAGCUUCCCUGGAGCGAGAGCAGAGGGCGCACACCAAGGAGGGUGCCCAGGAUGCCCUCUCUUGUGGUAGCGGAGAGAUGCUGUUGAAUCCUCAUGUGUUUGGGGGUGUGGAAACAGUCCAGCGUCCCUUUUCCGUUGAGGAGGUGUCUGUCCGUUUCACUCCAGCAGAACGGACCCUGCUGGAUCCGGGCCAGAGAACUCUCUACAAGGAAGUCAUGUGGGAGAACUAUUGGAGCAUCAUCUCUCUGAACCGAAGUGUAAGAGAGACAUUGGUGGAGAAAGACAAGAGUCUCGCAUAUGAAGAAAGGCUGGAGAGUUUCUCAGGAGGAUCCGACGAACAUGUUUCCUUCCCAAAGGAGGUGACUGACGAGGGUGAUCGGAAGAAGGAAGAUGGUGAUGAACUUGAUCAGCAGUUGCCAGAAGGAGUUAAGAAUGAAGACUUGAGAGAAAACAUCAGGAGUCGAGGCAGACCUAAGAGAAUGAAAGUCAGGCACAGGGUUGAGAAAAGAAAUGUAAGAUGGCGUAUUGUACAUCUUCCAAAUCAGAGAAUAAUGAAGGCAAGUACAUCCAUUCAAUGUCGAAAGUAUUUCAAAAGUAGAUCAGAGCUCCUUGUGCACCAAACAACCCACAGAGGUGAGAAACGCUAUGGCCAUCUUCAAGAACAUAGAAAAAGGCACGCAGGCAAGAAACCUUUUGAAUGCUCAGAGUGUAAAAAGAGAUUCACUCACCCUAGCAGUCUUCAAAAGCAUCAGAGAACCCACACAGGGGAGAAACCUUUUGAAUGCUUAGAGUGCAGAAAAAGAUUCAGUCGCAGUGCCAGUCUUCAAAGGCAUCAGAGAACCCACACAGGGGAGAAACCUUUUGAAUGCUCAGAGUGUGCAAAGAGAUUCAGUCGCAGUGCCAGUCUUAAAAGGCAUCAGAUAACCCACACAGGGGAGAAGCCUUUUGAAUGCUUAGAGUGCAGAAAAAGAUUCAGUCACAGUGGGCAUCUUCAAAGCCAUCAGAGAACCCACACAGGGGAGAAGCCUUUUGAAUGCUCAGAGUGUGCAAAGAGAUUCAGUAACAGUAGCACUCUUCAAAGCCAUCAGAGAACCCACACAGGGGAGAAGCCUUUUGAAUGCUUAGAGUGCAGAAAGACAUUCAGUCACUGUACCAGUCUUCAAAGGCAUCACAGAACCCACACAGGGGAGAAACCUUUUGAAUGCUCAGAGUGUGCAAAGAGAUUCCGUUGCAGUGCCAGUCUUAAAAGCCAUCAGAUAACCCACACAGGGGAGAAACCUUUUGAAUGCUCAGAGUGUGCAAAGAGAUUCAAUCACAGUGGUAAUCUUAAAAAGCAUCAGAGAACCCACACAGGGGAGAAGCCUUUUGAAUGCUCAGAGUGCAGAAAGAGAUUCAGUAACAGUAGCGCUCUUCAAAGCCAUCAGAGAACCCACACAGGGGAGAAACCUUUUGAAUGCUCAGAGUGUGCAAAGAGAUUCAGCGAGCAUGGCAAUCUUCAAAAGCAUCUGAGAACGCACUCAGGGGAGAAGCCUUUUGAAUGCUCAGAGUGUGCAAAGAGAUUCAGUAACAGUAGCACUCUUCAAAGCCAUCAGAGAACCCACACAGGGGAGAAGCCUUUUGAAUGCUUAGAGUGCAGAAAGAGAUUCAGUAAGAAUGGCAGUCUUCAAAGGCAUCAGAGAACCCACACAGGGGAGAAGCCUUUUGAAUGCUCAGAGUGUGCAAAGAGAUUCAGUAACAGUAGCACUCUUCAAAACCAUCGGAGAACCCACACAGGGGAGAAGCCUUUUGAAUGCUCAGAGUGUGCAAAGAGAUUCAGUCACAGUGCCAGUCUUCAAAGGCAUCGGAGAACCCACACGGGAGAAACCUUUUGAAUGCUCAGAAUGUGCAAAGAGCUUCAGUCACAGUGGCGAUCUUCAAAAGCAUCAGAGAAC